Messenger RNA from Exserohilum turcica Et28A, 1521 nucleotides. RefSeq lists its product as uncharacterized. Bases 12 to 1133 code for a protein of 373 amino acids. Gene Ontology annotation, biological process: sulfate assimilation. Gene Ontology annotation, molecular function: 3'(2'),5'-bisphosphate nucleotidase activity. The transcript has a single exon. NCBI's taxonomy places the organism in Eukaryota, Fungi, Ascomycota, Dothideomycetes, Pleosporales, Pleosporaceae. The record is from RefSeq and is a predicted model, not a curated record.
CCCCAACACAAAUGGCCUACACCGCAGAGCUCCGACUCGCCCUGCGCGCCGUCCACCAUGCAUCGCUCCUCACAAAGGCGGCUCUCCGCAGCCUCUCCAACAACGUGUCAGCCGAGACCAAGGCAGACGACAGCCCCGUCACCAUUGCCGACUUUGCUGCCCAAGCCCUUCUCAUCGCCGCGCUCGCUGCCGUGUACCCUCACGACGCCUUUCUCGGCGAGGAGAGCGCAGAUGCACUGCGCCAAAACGAGCCCCUCGCAGACCGUGUGUGGCAGCUUGUGCAACAGGCCAAAGACGAGGCCGACGCAUGUCUGGAUGCAAAGGGCAAAGACGGCGAGCAGCCCCUGGCCCUGCCCACGACCAAGGACGACAUGCUGGAGCUGAUUGAUCGCGGAGGCAAAGGACAAGUCACGGGAUCUGGACGUGUCUGGGUCAUGGACCCUGUCGACGGCACCGCAACCUUUAUGCAGGGCCAGCAAUAUGCCGUUUGCCUCUGCUUGCUCGUCGACGGCGUGCAGCAAGUGGGAGUGAUUGCCUGCCCCAAUCUUGCUUUUGCCGUCCAGGGCCCGCUGGGUCAGACGCGCCUCCACGAAGAUACGGUCGAUACGGACGGUUACGGCGUGGUACUUUCCGCCGUCAAGGGGCAAGGCACCUUUGUCCGAACCAUGGAUGCCAAGGGCCUGGGAGCACACGCCCGGCACGUGGAUCUCACCACACUGCCCGCCAGGCAGCCUUCUGAGCUAAACUUUGUCGAGGCAACUAUUGGCAAGACGUCGCUAUCGCAGGCCGAGCACAAGGCCGUCGCAACCCUUCUCGGCGCAUCCUGGCCAGGCACAGUCCUCUGGUCCCAGCAGAUGAAGUACGUUGCCCUUGCCCUUGGCGCAACAGACGUCAUGGUGCGCAUUCCAAAGACGCUCGACCGCUUUACCUACGUCUGGGAUCACGCCGGCGGCCACCUCCUAUUCCAGGAGGCCGGCGGCGUCAUUAGCGACUUCAACGGCGAGCAGAUCGACUUUGCCAAUGGCCGCAAGAUCAAGGGCGAGCGCAAUUGGGGCAUGAUAGCUUGUCUGCCCGCCUAUUUCGAGCUCGUUGGUCGCGCAGUCAAGGACGUGCUAGGCAAGAGGCAUGCGUGAGAUGUGCGUUUUAGUGGGGAGUGGUUGACGAUCUGCCCCCUAUAGUACGCCUGCACUACAUGUAUGCGACGGAACAUGCACAUGGUUUGGUGGGUGGGUACUCGUACCAUGAUCAUCUGUUUCUUUCAGCACAUUCAGAUACUCAUCCAUUCCACCCUAACAAUCGAAAAAGAAAAAGAAAGGAAGGAAAAAAAAACUAGAGUGCGCGCGUGUGCAAGAAAAAAAGAGCUACAUAUUAACGAUCAUAAGACUUAUGAUGAUGAUGCUGCUGCUGAUGAUUCACGCCUGCAUAGUUGCAUGCAUGCAUAUGUCUUUGUUUGGUUGGCUGGUCGGCUGCAUAUCGGGGCUAACAAACAAUGAGGGGUGUGUGGGUGGGAUAAUGGACACA